This is a messenger RNA of Carya illinoinensis, 801 nucleotides long. Its product is annotated as 40S ribosomal protein S14-3-like. The transcript has 6 exons. The coding region runs from base 157 to 609 and encodes 150 amino acids. Gene Ontology annotation, biological process: maturation of SSU-rRNA from tricistronic rRNA transcript (SSU-rRNA, 5.8S rRNA, LSU-rRNA); ribosomal small subunit assembly; translation. Gene Ontology annotation, molecular function: structural constituent of ribosome; small ribosomal subunit rRNA binding; mRNA 5'-UTR binding. Gene Ontology annotation, cellular component: ribosome; cytosolic small ribosomal subunit. The record is from RefSeq and is a predicted model, not a curated record. Lineage: Eukaryota; Viridiplantae; Streptophyta; Magnoliopsida; Fagales; Juglandaceae.
AUAAAUUCAGUAAAACUCGUUCCCUACCCGCAAGCCCUACAACUCCCACCCCCCUCGUAUAAAGCCAACCUUUCAUCUCAAAGGCCGAAGCCGCACUCCUCAGCCCAAGAAUCAAUCUCGCGCUCUUCCUGACUCUCUGAUCUACUCGUAGCAACCAUGUCAAAACGAAAGCAAAGGGAACCAAAGGAAGAAAACGUGACCCUUGGCCCUGCUACCCGUGAAGGAGAACAAGUUUUUGGCGUGGCUCACAUAUAUGCAUCUUUUAAUGAUACCUUUAUUCAUGUGACUGAUUUGUCUGGAAGAGAGACACUUGUUCGCAUCACUGGUGGUAUGAAGGUGAAGGCUGAUAGGGAUGAAUCUUCACCAUAUGCGGCCAUGCUUGCAGCACAGGAUGUCUCACAAAGAUGCAAGGAACUUGGCAUCACUGCUCUUCAUAUCAAGCUCCGUGCUACUGGUGGCAAUAAAACUAAGACACCUGGUCCUGGUGCUCAGUCUGCACUCCGUGCCCUUGCUCGUUCUGGAAUGAAGAUUGGUCGAAUUGAGGAUGUGACUCCAAUCCCUAGUGACAGCACAAGAAGGAAGGGUGGUAGAAGAGGGAGAAGGCUGUAGGCUUGUCUUCUCACACGCCAUCAUUCAACUUUGGGGCUGGUGAUUUGGUUGACUGGGUAUGGUCCUGGAUGGCUUUUGUUAGUAGCAACAUUUUUGUAGUUUGGACAAUGGUCGACUUUUCUUUUAUACGAAUCUUAAUGUAGAAUCAGGAGGGUGAGAAAUUAUAAAUGCAUGGCAUUUAUGUUCGGACUA